UCUGCUGAGCAGUGAUCUCUAAUGUCUCUAAAGCUUUUUGGUUUUAAUCUAAACACUAAAGUCAUAAGUGCUUUCCUAAGCAAUGUCUUACUUCUGUAUAGCUACAUGAAAACGUAAAUUCCACGCAGAGGUUUGAAAUGGAGCGUUUAUUAAUUAACAGCCUUAGACAGACACAGUGAUGGUGCAGUAAAACAGGCGGCUCAGUGUGUUCCGUUUGCGCCAAGCAAGGGUUGUUUUUUUGACUGACAGCUUCCACGUCCAAUCAGCGCCUCUGAAAACGAGCACGUGACCCGUAGGGCGGUUCAGCAUGCACACACUGCGAAGAGAACGGCUAGAGAAAAAAGAUACAAUCCCCCACUCCCGGCGUUUAUAUAAUCGCCUAAAUGUUUGAAACAGGUCGCAAAUUGUUCGUGUUGAUCUCUUAAUUCGGCAGAAAACCGCGUUGAAGAGGCUCUAACGGUCCUGCAGGUGCUGGAGAGACCGCAGCAUGAGGGAUUGUCCAGGCGCUAACACGCGACACACACAGAGAGAGAGAGAGAUUGUCCGGUCGUCAUGUUGCUGUGGAGCCGUCUCGGAUAUGAUACCACUCUAAAAAUUCCUCUAUGACUUUCUCAAUUCCUCUGUGGCACUACACUGGCAGGAUUCAGUUCCUCGUUUAAAUAAUCAGAGCACACCUUUCCCGAGACAGAAGUAUAGACAAAAAGACAUUAGUACAAAAACCUGCACUGAUCAUGAGUGAGCAGCAAGAAGAGUAUGUGGAGCAUCAGUACAUGUGCAGUGAGUGCCAGCAGCUCUUCAAUACUCUGGAGGAGGUGCUGAUACACCAACAGGUGCACACUGGUGCAGAAGUAGAAGACCUAGUGGCCAUUUCCAGCAAUGAGGACACCAGGGACAGUCAGUACCAGUGUCUGGAAUGUGGCGCCCUUCUCAGGAACUCGGAGGAACUGCUGCUCCAUCAAGAGCUGCACAUGAGGGAGGCAGGCCUGGAUGCGGAACAUGAGCUUUGUGAGGUGGCAGAAACAGACGCGGCAGUUGCAGCAGUUCCGAUCCACUACCAGUGCCUGGAGUGUCUGGCCCUCUUCGACACGGCCGAAUUGUGGAUGGCACACAGGCAGACGCACAAGAUCAGCACACACAGCGACAUGGCUGACACUGAUUAUGUUCUACAGCCAGAUGGUUCAGUCACUCCUGUGGCCAAAGUGCAAAAUCUGGUGCUAGAUGAACAGAGAGCCGGAGAGAUCCUAACGUUAGCCCAGGCUCUUCGAGAGCAGCAGUCUCCGCCCAAACCUAUGGCUCCAUCCAGAACUACUCUUCUUCCCAUCACCCAGUCCCUGCCUGGCUCCACUUCUGCCAUGCUCCGCCUCCAGUUCUGCUCUGCCCAAGCCAUUGCAGAUGGCUCCGCCUCAACAACCAUUCGCAAAGCCAAGCUCCUCCCUCCACUUCUCCCUUCUGAGCCAAUCAGGCUUGAGAACGGCAUUACUACGCUCAACCUUCUCCCCACUGUUGAACAUGCAGACUUGGGGAAGCACACAGAGGAAGAGGUGUUAAUCAUUCAUCCAUACGAGUGCUCAGAAUGCAACCUGCUGUUCAGCACUCCAGAAGAUUUCCUUCACCAUCAGGGAGAGCACUUUCUGGCUCAGGACAAAGAGAGUGGGGGCACUGGGGUCAUGUUAGGCUACGAAGACGGAGCUAGAGUGAGGGAAGAUGAAGGAAGGAAAGGUGACGUGAGAGAGGAGGGGAGUAAGGCAGAGCAGGGGAAAGGCCAGGGAGGAAGGCGUUCGUACACGGCCCGGUUAGCAGGUCUCGGAGUGAAUUCAUCCAUUUCAUCUGCUAACAUGCGAUGUGAAGAGUGCAAGAGAACUUUCACCACAGCCAAUCGGCUGGCAGCACAUCUCAGAGUGCAUGAGCAGGGAACACAUGAAUGCCCUGAGUGCGACAAGGUGUUCAAGAAGGUGGGAUCACUGCAAACACACAUGCGCACACACUCCGGGGAGGCCCGCUUCCUGUGUGUGGACUGUGGGCACAGCUUCACUACAGAAAUGACCCUCAUCAUACACAGGAAGUCCCAUACAUCUGAGCCUCUCCACAGGUGCCCUUUCUGUGCCAAAACCUUCACCAAUAUGACCAAGUUUCUUUACCAUCGCCGUACUCACACUAACCGUGAACCAGUCAGCACUGCCUCCACAGUUACACUGACUCAGCGGAUGCCUCUAUCUAUUAUGCAAAGGGCAAGAGAACGAGAGGCUGUGUGGAGAAAACAGAAACAGGCGGCACUUAUGGCACCUGUAAGUGCAGAAAUGGACACGGGUGAGAGCAUUCUGGAGGCCGCAGCUUCUCUCUCUCAGGCUGCUGUAACAGAGAAUGGCGUGGACUCUAAGGAUCCUAACACAGAAGAAGCACAAAAGCAACAGGAAAAUCCAGACAACAGUCUAAACAUGGACAUUAUGGAGGAUUCUGACAAAUGGCAGGCUCCCAUUACGGAAGACGAUAUAAAGUUCCCUUGCUCUACUUGCAAUAAAACCUUCAGUUCCCAUAUCCGUUUGUUAAGUCACCGCCGAUCAGCGCACUCCAGCGAGCGCCGCUUCAAGUGCAACGUAUGUGGAAAGCCUUUCAAGAAGCAGAUCCAUUUGCGGAACCAUCUGCGCACGCACACAGGCGAGCGUCCGUUCCAGUGCAGUGUGUGCGGCAAGACCUUCUCUUCACUGGCCAACCUCACUCGCCACGGCCUGACCCACACCGGGGUGCGGCCAUACCGCUGUGAUGUAUGCCACAGGGCUUUCACACAGUCCUCUAACCUGCGCCAGCACCGCCUGCUCCACAGUAACCCCACUCCCUCAGCUUGCCCGGACUGCUCGGCCAAAUUCAUCCGGCCAGCGAAGCUUGUAGCGCAUAGAUUCCUUCACCAUCCAGGAGCACCAGCGCCAUACCCCUGCCCGCAUUGCCCUGAAGGGUUCUUGCGCAAGAAGCAAAGGGAUUUGCACUGCCUGGAGGAACACCCCAACUUGAAACAAUCUUUUACAGAAGCUACUAAUGAAUCAGGGCUUAAAGGUCAAGCAUCUAUUGAGGGUGUAGAGCAAGCUGCUCCUCCAGUCCCGAAGCCAAACUUGGACUGCACCAUUUGUGGGAAGCGCCUGAACUCAGCUGCUAACUUGCGCCUCCAUCAGUUGAGCCAUGGACUGGGACCCGGCCGCCCACGUGGCUCCAGCUCAUCCUCUGGGAAAUCGCACCCAUGCCCUGUGUGUGGGAAGUUGUUUGUUUCAGCAUCAAGCGUCACGCUGCACCAGCGCGUUCACACAGGUGAGAGGCCGUACCCUUGUGCUGUCUGUGGCAAGCGCUUCCGACAGAACACCCACCUGCGUGAGCACCUGCGCACGCACUCAGGUGAGCGGCCGUUUCGCUGUGAGUUCUGCAGUAAGGGUUUUGUGCAGAGUAUGCAUCUGGUCGAGCACAGACGAACACACACUGGGGAAAGGCCCCACACAUGUGCAGAAUGCGGAAAGACCUUCAAGACCAUCUCGAACCUGAGGAACCAUCGCAAGACUCACAACAAGGCACAACAAGAAACAGAGCAAGGCAAAGAUGCUAAACUGGAGACCACCAUGGAGAGCAACCUUGCGACACUUGCUGUGGUGAAUGCCUCAGACGGGAACCUUUGCCAACAGGGUGUCCAGCUGGGGCAGCCACAACUCAUACAGAUCCAGACUUCUGGUCUGGAGCAGACUCAAGGCACUCCCACCAUCAUGUGUAAUGAAUUUGGAGAAGCAAUAGCAAUCAUCGAGACGAGUGGCGAUCUGGCAGAGGCUAUAGAGCUUUACCACACAGCGCUGGAAGGUGGGAUUAACAUGGACACCAUCACUCUGGACAACCUGCAACUUAUGUGAAUCAGCAAGAGCAGUUCAUUAGAGUCUGAGACCAUAUUGUGGGACACCUAAGAGUAAGGACAGAAUGGUAAUUAAGAAUUGAUUUGAUCGACAAGGUAUUAGUGGGGAAACUGCCUCACUCUGGCAGUUAGCAUUGAUCUUAAGGAUAAAAAGGAGCCUAGAGUGAUUAAAUGACAGUGUUUCAGAGAGUGUUAGUCUGAGUUUCUGAUGGAUUUCGGCUUGUGAUUAACAAUGCCGAACAUCUUCAGUUUCGAGAGACUGAAGAUACCAAAACUGAAGAUGAGUGGGACUGUGAAUAACAGUAUAUGGUGGCCCUUGUUGCACCACAUAAAGACGAAUAUAGCAGCAGGAUUUGACUGCCUCUUUUUCAGGACAAUACAUCAUUAUGGGGCACAUUCCUUGAAAAGAACUUUUACUUUAAAAGGAUGGAUGUGAACAGGAAACCACGACCACAAGGGAAAAUGUCUUAACAGAUGCAAGCACUCACUUCAGGCACUGUGAUGAGGUAAAGCAUAAUGGAGACAGAUGAGGAGUGCUUGUGUUGCUUAACCUGAUUUUAAAAGUUCACCUCUCCAGGUCCAUAAGUGUCUGUUGAAUAUGUUCUUAUAUUUUUUUUUUUUACUGUACAAUCUGGAAUGUCAAAGACUCUUGUAAAUAAAAAUUUACAGUUUGUCUCAUUGUUGUAAUGGUGUUUCUGUGGCUUGAGAAGUGGAGCUCUAGAUUCAGGUUCAACAGUGUGGUCAUAAGGAAAUCGUCGUGGAGUUUUUAUAUAUAAAAUCAGCUCCAUAAGACCAGCUCUAUCCACAACAGUUAUACACUAUGUGACCAAAAGUAUGUGGAUACCUGACCAUCACCCUCGUAUGUAGGCCUUCCUUAAACCUUUGCCACAAAGUUGGUGGCAUAUGAUUAUCCAGAAUGUCUCUGUAUGCUGUAGCAAUAUGAUUUCCCUUCACUGGAUCUAAAGGGCCCAACCCUGUUCCAGCAUGACAAUGCCCCUGAGCACAAAGUAAGGUCCACAAAGAAAUGCUUUGACAAAGUUAGAUGGAAGAACUCGAGUGGCCUGCACAGAGCCCUGGCCUUAACCUCACUGAACACCUUUGGCAUGAACUGAAAUGCAGAGAGUACCCCAGACCUCCUCACCCCACAUCAGUGCCCAACCUCACUAAUGCUUUUGUGGUCAUAAAAUCCCCAGAGCCAU
Pangasianodon hypophthalmus (striped catfish) is the source of this 5079-nucleotide messenger RNA. It is a transcript of the gene znf526, whose product is annotated as zinc finger protein 526. Gene Ontology annotation, biological process: positive regulation of reciprocal meiotic recombination. Gene Ontology annotation, cellular component: nucleus. The transcript is spliced from 8 exons. The coding region runs from base 732 to 3881 and encodes 1049 amino acids. Lineage: Eukaryota; Metazoa; Chordata; Actinopteri; Siluriformes; Pangasiidae. The record is from RefSeq and is a predicted model, not a curated record. Gene Ontology annotation, molecular function: histone H3K4 methyltransferase activity; histone H3K36 methyltransferase activity; recombination hotspot binding.